This is a messenger RNA of Trichomycterus rosablanca, 2689 nucleotides long. RefSeq names its product UDP-glucuronate decarboxylase 1 (gene uxs1). Gene Ontology annotation, cellular component: cytoplasm. Gene Ontology annotation, biological process: D-xylose metabolic process. Gene Ontology annotation, molecular function: UDP-glucuronate decarboxylase activity; NAD+ binding. The record is from RefSeq and is a predicted model, not a curated record. The transcript is spliced from 15 exons. The coding region runs from base 543 to 1682 and encodes 379 amino acids. NCBI's taxonomy places the organism in Eukaryota, Metazoa, Chordata, Actinopteri, Siluriformes, Trichomycteridae.
GACAGGGUGCAUCGGUGCACUCUUAUUUCAGUUAUUAAUAGCCGCUGAUGGUGUUUAUCAAGUAGAUCUCUUAAACAAGGUGAUCGGAGAAGUAGAUCGUUGGAGUAAAGCUGUAUCUGAAAAGAAAGGAACGUCUGAUCUUGUGGUAUUCGCUAUCGUUACAUGACUUACUGAACCAGUCCUGGUAACUAACAGCUAUCAGGAACUUCUGAUCUGCACUGAGAAGAAUGAAACUUCAUUCGUGAUAAGGGUCGAAAUCGCGAACAACUGAAACAGGCUGGUUAAGUUAGUGAUCUGUCACGUAACCUUUAGGAACUACUCGUUAGCGGGAUAGUUAGCGAUUAGCCGGCUAGUUAGCUCCAUCAGCUCAUCAGCAGUCUGACCUGUCUGUACAGUUUAUACUGUUGUGUUAAACCAGUUUGUUCUAAAGCAUUCCUGUAUGAACAGAAGAGACUGAAUGAUUGACCAGAUGUACUGAGCCUGUACUGGCGUGAAUAUCACUCAGGACUGAAUAAUGCACUGGUUGUGAGAGAGGAAGCUGGAUGCUGAUGAUGCGGAUGAGCUGGAUUAUUACAGUAAUAAACAGAAGAAUGAUGAAACUACUGAUCGCCCUGGGUCUCAUCGCAUAUAUUGCCUCUGUCUGGGGAACCUACACAAAUAUCAGGUCCAUCCAGGAGCAGAGUGAAUUGAAGAUCGAGCAGAGGAUUGAUGAGGCUGUAGCCCCACUGAGAGAAAAGAUCCGGGAUCUUGAGCUUAGUUUAACCCAGAAGUAUCCUCCUGUCAAGUUUCUGUCAGAAAAAGAUCGGAAGAGGAUUUUGAUCACUGGAGGAGCCGGCUUUGUGGGCUCCCACUUGGCCGAUAAGCUGAUGAUGGAUGGUCAUGAGGUGACUGUGGUCGAUAAUUUCUUUACUGGACGCAAGCGCAACGUAGAGCACUGGAUUGGCCAUGAAAACUUUGAACUUAUUAACCACGAUGUGGUGGAGCCGCUUUAUAUUGAAGUGGACCAGAUCUAUCAUUUGGCAUCUCCUGCAUCACCACCCAAUUACAUGUAUAAUCCCAUUAAAACUCUAAAAACCAACACUAUUGGCACCCUUAACAUGCUAGGUCUGGCAAAGCGUGUGGGUGCUCGACUGCUUCUUGCUUCCACGUCUGAGGUUUAUGGAGACCCGGAGGUGCAUCCUCAGAAUGAAGAUUACUGGGGUCAUGUGAACCCGAUCGGGCCCAGGGCUUGUUACGAUGAGGGGAAGCGUGUUGCUGAAACUAUGUGUUACGCAUACAUGAAGCAGGAGGGGGUGGAGGUCAGAGUGGCACGGAUCUUCAACACAUUUGGUUCUCGCAUGCACAUGAACGAUGGUCGGGUGGUUAGUAACUUCAUCCUGCAGGCAUUACAGGGCGAGCCACUGACGGUUUAUGGAUCAGGAUCACAGACUAGAGCAUUUCAGUAUGUCAGUGACCUUGUAAAUGGUCUUGUAGCCUUGAUGAACAGCAACAUAAGCAGUCCUGUUAACCUGGGGAACCCAGAGGAGCACACCAUACUGGAAUUUGCUCAAAUGAUUAAAAGCCUGGUUGUGAGCCGCAGUCAUAUUCAGUUCCUCCCGGAGGCACAGGACGACCCUCAAAGACGGCGGCCAGACAUCCGAAAGGCCAAAAUGCUGCUCGGAUGGGAGCCUGUGUGGGUGUGAGGUGUUCUCCAUUAAGGAUGACAGCUUGGCCAUUGUCUUUCUUUCCCCAACUGGCGCAACCCAGGACAGAACUUGCCUGCCUGAUUAGUUUAUCCAACUUCCUCCAACUUCAUGUUGUGAUAUCACUACCCCAGCAACUCCAUAAAAAUGUCUGAUGCCAGCACAGAGUCAGAAAGAAUCCAGUAGAGCCCCCUGCAUUCCAAAACACCAGUCUUCUCAAUAAAUGAAGUCAAGAGGCCUGUGUUGUCAGUCCAGUCAAUUUUAUUAUUUAGGUGAACUACCAGGUACUGUACCAGGUAAGUAUUGACAAUCUCAUUAUCAGUUCACUGGUUUUAGUGAAAAAGAGUAAAAUUAGCCCUGCAAAAAUCCACCAACUACGCUGUUGCUUUGCCAAUAUUAAUCUGGAGCCAGUUCUGCUGACAUCAGUCCACUUGGUGUGUUCCUUGUACUCGCUAUAAUCACCAUCCACGAUGUAGCCAACAGUAGCAGAAUUAUCAGAAAAUUUCAGUUGGUGUAGGGUGAAGAGAAACAGGGCCAGGACUGUCCCCUGUGGAGCCCCUGUGCUGCAGAAGAUUGUGGCUGACACAGUUUUCUGUAGUAAGAAAGUGGUCCACCCUUUUACUCUCAAUCUUUCUCUUACCAAGGUGCCAUUAGUUCCAGAUUUAAAUAUGUUGAUAGAGUAUUUUGGCUGUACCACUCACCUCUAGUUCAGAUAAUUAUAGGGAAAGAAGAAGAAGGGGAAGUUGUAUUUUGUAUUUUAAAUUUCAGUAAUGGGAGCAGUGUGCGGACCAAUAGCUUAGUCUCAAUUUACCCGUUGUAAAUGCCUUGUGGAAGUUUUUAUUAAUCUCUACAAUUUAAAAAAACUAAGUUUUUAUAUUUGAUGUUUUCUGAUUAUAUGUAACUUAAUUUGUAUUCUAGGUGCCAUUGGAGGAGGGUCUGAAUAAAACCAUCCAGUACUUCAGCAAGGAGCUGGAGUACCAAGCUAACAAUCAGUAUAUUCCCAAACC